AAAUAAGAUGGCUUAAACCGCUAAAGAAAUCUGGCUUAAACCCUUCAAUCGGCUUAAAGCCUCAAAUAGCUAGAGGCUACUCUAAGAGUCAGUAGUCAGAACCCCCAUUAUCUCCUCCUCAAUUCUCAAACCCUUUCUGGCUUUCCACUGAAACUCUCAAAACAAUUUCUCUCCUUUCACCUCUCUGAAGGAAGCUGACUCUCAAUCUCUGUUGUGUUAUUGGUUGCUCACCUUCUUCUCAGUUAUUCAUUUAUAAUACGAUUUUUAAAAACUAGAAAUUUGGACCAUUCCCAACAAAAGAAAGCCGCACGCACGAAAGAAAAGCCAGCCUAGCACUUUCGCCACCCCUUACUUCCGCAACUGUGCCUGUUCUAUUUGGCCAGUUCCGUUUUGGGGUUUCUCUGAUAAUUUCUAACAGACAAUCCAUUUCAACACAAAGCAACAGCAGUUUGAACUGCACAGUCCACCAUGGAAAAUAAGGCUGCUGGUACAAACGGCUCUCUUAUUCUGCUGAAGCAAGGCGCUGAAGCUAGAGUUUUUGAGUCAACCUUUUCGGGAAGGAGAUCAAUUGUCAAAGAACGCUUCUCAAAGAAAUACAGGCAUCCAUCUCUGGAUUCAAAGUUGACUCUCAAGCGCCUAAAUGCGGAGGCGAGGUGCAUGACAAAAGCACGACGACUUGGGGUUUAUACUCCAGUACUCUACUCUUUGGAUCCUUUGCUUCAUACACUAACUUUUGAGUAUGUAGAGGGUUCCUCUGUCAAAGAUAUAUUUCUUGAAUUUGGAUUGCAUGGUGUUUCGGAAGAACGAUUGGAAGAUAUAGCGAUGCAGAUUGGUGAUGCAAUUGGAAAACUGCAUGAUGGUGGUCUCAUCCAUGGUGAUUUGACCACAUCAAACAUGUUAAUCAGAGGUGGUACCAAUCAGUUGGUUCUUAUUGAUUUUGGUCUGAGCUUCACAUCAACCCUUCCAGAAGAUAAAGCUGUUGAUUUGUAUGUAUUGGAACGAGCUUUGCUCUCAAUGCAUUCUUCAUGUGGGAAUGUGAUGGAUAGGAUACUUGCUGCAUAUCGGAAGUCCUCAAAGCAGUGGUCAUCAACAUUCAACAAGUUAGCUCAAGUGAGACAACGAGGUCGGAAGCGAACCAUGGUUGGAUGAGAAUUUGCAGGAGCUAUCUAAUGCAGAAUUAGAUGUCUUCAAUGGUUGAUGAAUCCUACAAUAUAGCGAACAGCUUUCUGUUAUAUCUAUUAUGGUAUGAGCAUCAUGGAACCUAUUGAAAUUUUUAAACAGAUUGUAGAACCAGCUAUGGAUCACUGUAUGCAUACUCUUGUUCUGACAUUGAAUAGUUGACAUUAAUGCAGAGCAAAAGAAUUUUUCUUCU
Ziziphus jujuba (common jujube) is the source of this 1372-nucleotide messenger RNA. RefSeq lists its product as uncharacterized. Gene Ontology annotation, molecular function: protein serine/threonine kinase activity; ATP binding. Gene Ontology annotation, biological process: protein phosphorylation. The record is from RefSeq and is a predicted model, not a curated record. Lineage: Eukaryota; Viridiplantae; Streptophyta; Magnoliopsida; Rosales; Rhamnaceae. Gene Ontology annotation, cellular component: nucleus; cytosol; EKC/KEOPS complex. The transcript is spliced from 8 exons. Bases 469 to 1149 code for a protein of 226 amino acids.